Dermacentor silvarum is the source of this 1000-nucleotide messenger RNA. RefSeq lists its product as uncharacterized. NCBI's taxonomy places the organism in Eukaryota, Metazoa, Arthropoda, Arachnida, Ixodida, Ixodidae. The transcript is spliced from 5 exons. The record is from RefSeq and is a predicted model, not a curated record. The coding region runs from base 12 to 752 and encodes 246 amino acids. Gene Ontology annotation, biological process: intracellular transport. Gene Ontology annotation, cellular component: nuclear pore; cytoplasm. Gene Ontology annotation, molecular function: GTPase activator activity.
UCCGUGUGCUCAUGAGGACAGAGCAGGUGCACAAAAUUGCCUGCAAUCACUACAUCACAGAGUUCACAAAGUUGUCUCCAAUGUCGACUUCAUCCACCUCACUUACAUGGCUCGCAUUGGAUUUCUCUGAAGGAGAGACUUCUCCAGAAACCUUUGCCGUCCGCUUCAAGAAUGCAGAAGUUAUGGACAAGUUUGCCAAAGUGUUUGAAGAGUGCAGGCUGGCUGUUGGGGAGAGGGGAAGCCAACCAGCUGGCUCUGAAAGGAACGGUGACCUGGAGCGAGAGCAAGUUGAAGACAUGAUAAGGAAGAAGGAAGAGGAUGUAGUUGAAGACGAUGAGGAUGAUGACGAAGAUGAUGAGCAUGGGGAAGAUAUUAUGUUUGAAAGGAGGGUCACACUGUCUGUACAGAGACCAGGUACAAGCGCCUAUGAGUCCCUUGGGAUGGGCAACCUGAGGAUGGUGUAUGAUAAUUCGUGCUUUGGUGCACGUAUCCGGGUCAUCGCUGAUGAUGGGUCACUGCUGUGCGACACCAUUGUGGCAGUGCAGACGUGUCUGCGCACAGAGCGCCUCCAUGCCUACUGGUCCGCUGUGGAUAUGUCGAUUGACCCCAUUCUUCGACGCCACUUCCAGGCCGCCUUCAGCUCGCCUCAGGCUAUUGCAGAAUUCAGCCGAAUCUUUGCUGAGGCCAAGGACCUGGCUGUGAACAGCUCAAUUGUCGAAUCCAUUGAUGAGCCACCCAGUCCUCCAAAAUGAGUGAGGAUUACAAAAACCAAUGCUGCUAUUCUUUUUUAAUUCUAAUUUAUGUUUCUGACAGACCUCUUGGUUAGGCAUUUUAAUGGUGGUGUAAUAUGUAAGCUGGGACAUUUUGAUAGCAGUGAAUGCACAGUCCACACGGCAGCAACAACCAGCACUUUAGGGCAAUUAUUUCAAACAAAUUGUUUCACGUCCAACUUUUAAAGAUGUAAGUGUAAAUAAAGGACAUGUGAGCAGGCUCAUUGUAC